Messenger RNA from Neogale vison (American mink), 2430 nucleotides. RefSeq names its product transmembrane protein 242 (gene TMEM242). Bases 49 to 474 code for a protein of 141 amino acids. The record is from RefSeq and is a predicted model, not a curated record. Lineage: Eukaryota; Metazoa; Chordata; Mammalia; Carnivora; Mustelidae. The transcript is spliced from 4 exons.
CCCCCCGAACUCAGUUGGCGUCGGACCCAGCGGUGGAGUCUCACGAACAUGGAGACGGCAGGUGCUGAACCUGGGCCGCCGUCCUCAGGCCUCGAGGCUCCGGGUUCCACAGACGAUCGGCUUUUCCUGGUGAAAGGUGGAGUUUUCCUUGGUACUGUGGCUGCAGCAGGAAUGCUAGCGGGAUUUGUUACAACAUUAUCAUUGGCUAAAAAGAAAAGCCCUGAAUGGUUCAAUAAGGGGAGUAUGGCCACAGCCGCCUUACCAGAGAGCGGGUCUUCCCUGGCCUUGCGAGCCCUGGGCUGGGGCUCACUUUACGCGUGGUGUGGGGUUGGUGUGAUCAGCUUCGCAGUCUGGAAAGCUUUAGGAGUUCACAGUAUGAAAGACUUCCGAAGUAAAAUGCAGUCAAUAUUUCCAGCAAUUCCCAAGAACUCAGAAUCGCCUCUUGAGUGGGAGGAAGCAUUGAAAUCCAAAUGAGAUGAGCAUGGUGGGAAAAGUCUAAAACAAACGUCAUGGAGAGGGUGGCUUUGGAGAUGUCACAGAAGCAAAGGGACUCCCCUGAUUUAUCAUCAGGGACAUGUGCAUUGCUGACCCAACCCACGGGAUGGAUGGCGUUCAGUGCCGCACAGGAGGCCUAUAUUCUGUGUGCUUUACUUUAGUGUGUGUGUGUGUGUGUGUGUGUGUGAAGGUUUUCCCAAAAUUAGGAAGAUUCUUGCAAAAUAAUUACAUGGAUAACCUCUCGGUGGAGAAGAUCCCAAGGGAAAUCCUUCUGUUUACAAGGGCUAAAACCAAGUUUUGUACCUGGGGGAAAAAUAAACGUGAAGUAACAGAUGAUGGAAAAUCUUUAUAGACAGACUCCUAACAGCACUAGUACUUCACUGUGUCUAAUUAAAUGAGUUUCCACAGCCUUCCUUGUUGGAUGUAAUUGUCAGGGUGUGGAAGGCUUGCUGCUAUGAGGCCUACUCCCCAGUGACAGGUUCACAGGGAAACCCUGUCUGUCAGGCAGCAGAUGUGGCUCCGUCAUCUGGAACCCAGCCCUAGGUUUGCUCCUGCUUGCCAGUUAGCUGAUGAGCUCACCCCAAGGCCCUGGAAAUUCUCAGACAUAGAGAAGAAGCCAGGAACAGAUUAUGAUAACCCAAAGAGACAGUCAUGCUAAAAUAAUAAUUGUGGAUAUAAAUUGUGCUUUUUUGAGGAGUCAGUUCUGUGUUCCUAAACAUUGACUAAUAAUUUGUAGUUUCACCUCAAUUGUUCAUGUAAAAAUGGUCCAGUUAUCACCUAGCUUAACAAAUAUUUUUAACCAGAAAGUUACUGAGGUAUUGAGUCUCAGUAUUAAGUACUGCCUCUUGAUGGAUUCCUACACACAGACCCCGCCCUUUCCUGUCCUCCAUGACCUCUCAGAGAAAACAGAGGAUAAUGUCUACGUGCAAUUGUUUUUACUGGAGAUGAACGUUUUUUAAAGAAAGUACUUUAAUAUGUCAGUAUAUCCCAAAAAAUAUGGUUGGACAUCAGUAGUGCAAUUUCUUUAUAAUUAAUUAGGCUUUAAUUAGCAAUCAGGUUUAAUAAAGUACAUUUGAAAUUUUUCUGUUAUAAUGAAACCUUUUAGUGCUAAGGAAAAUUUUUAAAUGAAAUGUCAAGUGCAUAAUGUAACAUUUUUCUCUGGACCACGUUACCCUGUUAAAGUUGCUGUAUUGUUAAUUAAUUAAACAGGUGUAAGCAGCAUCUGGGAUCAUAUGUAACCUGUUAAAAAUCCAGGACUAAAAGGAAAGAACUAUGGAAUUUAUCAGGGCAUAUGGAGUAGCAAAAACUCUUUGCCCAGCUUUCAUUUUUAACUAAAUCUCUAAGAAGAGAUUCCUAGCCUCUGAAUGGGAUGAAGGAAGGAAAGGCCAGAACCAAACUGAACAGUUUGUGUUCCUAUUACUGGCCUGAGUCUAGGAGCAGGGUGGGUGUGCUCUGUUCCCCCAUGGCCUGGCACAUGAGAGGCCUGAGGAAUUAAUGUUUGGACACAUACUUCUGAGGCAUGACUCGUGUUUACAAACCCUUUCCGUACGUCUUUUGUUCUUGAGGCAUGGCAGGGCGGCCAGAAUGAUCGUGAAUCACCUGCUGAGGGAACGUUGACAUGGGGACAGACUCCCUAGGAGACACCAGGCAUAGGAUCCAGUCGCAUUUGAAAAGCAAAAAUGGAGUAACGAAACUGAGAGUUUAAAGGAAAACAAGCAGUGUGAUCGAAGUGGUAUUUUUCUAUAGUCAGAACUCAGAUAUCAGAAGAUUUAGUCAUUUGUCUAUUCCUUUUAUACCAGAGGCAUAUUGUUAAAUUGGUUAAUGGAAAGGAAAAAUGUUGAACAGAUAAUGUUAUUCUUUAUGUGAAGUACCAUCUGUGUAUUGAGUUCUGAAUGUUCCUGGAUAUGGAAGAGAGGAAAUGUUAUGGAAUUUCAA